GGCGGGGCAGGCUGCGGCAGCGGGCGGGGCGGGCCGGGCCGGGCGGGGCGGUGGCGGCACCACCACCAUGUCGGAGGCGGCGGUGGCGGACACCCGGCGCCUGAACGCCAAGCCGCAGGACCUGACGGACGCGUACGGGCCGCCCAGCAACUUCCUCGAGAUCGACAUCUUCAACCCGCAGACCGUGGGCAUGGGCCGCGCCAGAUACACCAGCUACGAGCUCCGGAUGCGGACAAACCUCCCGAUCUUCAAAUUGAAGGAGUCGUGUGUGAGGAGACGAUACAGUGACUUUGAAUGGCUGAAGAAUGAGCUGGAACGAGACAGUAAGAUUGUAGUGCCACCACUGCCUGGAAAAGCCUUGAAACGACAGCUUCCCUUCCGAGGAGACGAAGGCAUCUUUGAGGAGUCCUUCAUUGAGGAGCGGAGACAGGGACUAGAACAGUUUAUUAACAAAAUUGCUGGACACCCACUGGCACAGAACGAGCGCUGCUUACAUAUGUUCCUGCAAGAGGAGACUAUUGAUAGGAAUUACGUCCCAGGGAAAGUGCGCCAGUAGGAGCACCUGGCACUGUCUUCCUCCAUUCCACCCUCCCUCCUGCAAAAAUGACAUUUAUUUUUACACUAAAUCUGUCUUCUCUGAACCAGCUUUUCCUCUCUUGAACCUCCCAGUUUGUUCAGUAUUUUCCUGUUUUGUAACUGGCAGCAGCUUGUUCUACUAGGCUGUGGUCUUGGCCUAAAGGUAUGAAGAUUUAUGCAAGUGAGCAUGUUAUCCCACACCUAGGGGCAGAUGUGAAUAGGUGUGGAGCAGGAAAUUGCUUAUGGCGUUAUGGUGUAGGAGCUGCCUCUCUCCCUGUACAGGAAGGUAUGAGAUGACCUUCAGUCCCCUGUCUGUGCAGCCCCAAGAAUCUCUGCAGGAGACUCUGAAGAAUAGCAGUUGUCAUGUUGGUCAGUGAUCGCAUCAGGUAUUAGCGUUUUAGUAAGGCUUAUCCAAAACAGUGAGUAGGUGCCUGGGUGUGUUGGUCUCUCGUCCACCCCAUUCACCCUGCAUGAAACCCCCAUUCUUCACUGUCUGGAAGUGCUGAGACCCAAGACCUACUCUAACCCUGCUCUCGGCCUCCUGCAUUACAGACCCGUUUGGUGUAUUCGUGUUAAUCCCCCUCCUUUUUGACAUGCUGCUGGCAGCUCGAGGGGUUUCCAUGACGUGUGCUCUCAUGAUGCUCUGUGUGGGCAGUUUGGCGUGUGGAAGCUGGGAUAGCCUGGGCUGUAGCAGUGUGUGCUGCGAUGGCCUUGGCCCAGGGUUUAAAAAACGCCACAGCUUGCUCUGCUGCGGGCUGGUGUGGUGGUGUUUCCAGCAGCACCCUGCUCAGCUGAGCCAUGGUGACCUUAUCCUGCGCCCCAGCUGCAGAGGGGAGGAGAUGGGUCUGGCUGAGGAGGAGCAGGAGAGGACUGGUGGGGGCUGUUGUAGUGUGUGGCCAUGAUAGCUGCCACAGGAGGAGCCCAGCAGUGGGGCCUGGGGUGAGGCUACCUCUUCAGAAAGGGACAGCAGAAUAUGGUUGGUCAGUCCUGGGUUAGACAUUUGCUUAUGAAGCAGGAGAAGUAACAAUGGCUUUUUGUGUGUUCUCCCCUGUUCUGCGGUGAGCUAGGCAGUUACUUGUGUGGAAGCGAGGACACAAGACUGGUCAGGGAAGCGUCCAGAGCUUGAGGGUGACCACGAGGCUGUGACUUGCUGCAGCAGGACUGUCCUUUGGAUGCUCCUCCAGCCGCCACAGCUGCGAUGAGCGAGGUUGGGCCUUAGCUGGGGGGCUCCUCAGGUCAAAGCUGGCUGGUUUAUAAGCGCUUGGUCACUUUGUGGUGGCACAGUUGAGCCUUUCUUGGAGCAUAGGCCUGCGGUGACUGCCCUCCCGUUCCUGCCAAGCACGUCCCCCAAGGGCUCCCUAACGUCUCCUGGGUUUUCUGGUGAGGAACUGGCACUGCUGGGUAAGAAGGAGGUGGCUCUCGGGGAGGAGGAGAAGUCGCUGAAACCAGGAGGGAACUGCUCUGGGGGCCGGCUCGGCCCAGGAAGGGCUUGUGGGGCAGCGCGGAGGCUGGUGCCGGUGGAGGCGGCUGUGCCUGCAGCGGGGCUCAGCCCGUGUCCCCCGCCGCUGCCGGCUCCCGCUUGGGGCGGCCCCUUCCUCCUGCCUGUCCUGCCGCGGGGCUGCCAGCCACCCAGCUGUCUCCACCCUGUCCAGUGUAACGUCCCGGUUCCGUUCGCAUUAAACCACUGUGAAGCCGA
Molecule: messenger RNA, 2272 nt
Organism: Aquila chrysaetos chrysaetos
Lineage: Eukaryota; Metazoa; Chordata; Aves; Accipitriformes; Accipitridae
Gene: SNX12
Product: sorting nexin 12
Exons: 4
Coding region: 68-556 (162 amino acids)
Biological process (GO): late endosome to Golgi transport; endocytic recycling
Cellular component (GO): retromer complex; early endosome membrane
Molecular function (GO): phosphatidylinositol-3-phosphate binding
Source: RefSeq, a predicted model, not a curated record